GGGAAGGGAAACAGCCGGAGCAAGAGAAGGAGGCAAGAAGAGGAGGGGAGCCCCUCCAUCCCUCCAUCCAUCCCCACGUGGCGCUGACGCCUCUCUCGCUCGCCAUCCGGAGCUAUAAAGGCAACAGAGAGAAAGAGAGAGAAAGCUGAGGAGGAGGAGGAGGAGGCAGCAAGGCUGGCAAAGAGAAGAAGAGGAAGAGGAAGAGAAGGAGGCGACGGCGGAGGGGACGAGGAGGAGGAGGAGGAGGAGGAGGAGGAAGCCCCCAGGGGCCCCCAGUGGGCAUCCGGCUUUUCCCUGAGCUGAGGGCUGGGUGGGAGUUUUCCCGCCUGGGAGGCGAGGAGGAGGAGGAGGAGGAGGAGGAAGGCUGUGGGGCAGGUGAGGAGGGCAAGGCAUCCCCUGGGGAGGAUGGGCGUGGAAAGCACUGUCCCUGCCCUCCGCCUUCUUGGCUGAGGCAUCUCACCUGCUCCUCCUUGGUCCCCUCUGGAAGAGGUCCUCCUCCUCCCCCUCCUUCCCUUCUGCUUCCUGGUGGAUGUUUCCCCUGGGGCUCCUGUUGGCCGAGAGCGGGAGGUUCUCUUCCCUCUCCCCCUUGGAAGGACCGGGUCCCCAGGAGCCCAUGGAGAGCCUCAACUUGAGCCUCAACCUCAGCCUGAAUGGGAGCCAGGGAGGGCAGAGGGAAGGCCUCCCUUACCCCCUCCCCACCACCUUGGCCCUCAUCUCCUUGGCCACCCUCCUCAUGCUGGUCACCAUCUUUGGCAAUGUCUUGGUCAUCAUUGCCAUCUUCACCAGCCGGGCCCUCAAGGCCCCCCAGAACCUCUUCCUGGUCUCCUUGGCCUCAGCUGACAUCUUGGUGGCCACCUUGGUCAUCCCCUUCUCCUUGGCCAACGAGGUGAUGGGCCAGUGGCACUUUGGCAAGGUCUGGUGUGAGAUCUACCUCGCCCUGGAUGUCCUCUUCUGCACCUCCUCCAUCGUCCACCUCUGUGCCAUCAGCCUGGACCGCUACUGGUCCAUCACUCAAGCCAUCGAGUACAACCUCAAGCGCACCCCACGGCGCAUCAAGAGCAUAAUCUUCCUUGUCUGGGUUAUCUCAGCAGUCAUCUCCUUCCCGCCGCUCAUCUCCAUCAUGAAGCAGGGCGAGCCGGAGAGUUCACCCCCCGAGGAAGCGGAGUCAAGGGCGGCGAAGAAGGAGCUCAGCUGCAGUAUCAACAAGGAGACCUGGUACAUUAUCUCUUCCAGCAUCGGCUCUUUUUUUGCUCCUUGCCUGAUCAUGGUCCUGGUCUAUGUCCGCAUCUACCAGAUUGCAAAGAGGAGAACUCGUGUCCCACCCGGCAGGAGAGGAGAGGCCACUGAAAGGAGGCAGAAUGGCCUGGCGGACAAGGAGGACAUGCCUGCGAUGACCAAGUUGAAUGGGGAGAAGGUGGCUGUGGCAGGAGGAAACCAGGAGAGGGAAGAGAUCAAUGGUAUAGACCUGGAGGACACCUCCUCCUCUGAGCACAAUGAGCAUCAUGAGCCCAGGAAGCAGGAGAGGCCACCACGAGGUAAGGGCAAAACCAAACUGAGCCAGAUUAAGCCUGGGGACACCUUGCCCAGUAGAGCAGAGGAGGAGCGCAGUGCCAAAGCUUCCCGGUGGAGGGGCAGGCAGAACCGAGAGAAGCGUUUCACCUUUGUCCUUGCAGUAGUCAUUGGGGUUUUUGUGGUCUGCUGGUUCCCUUUCUUCUUUACCUACACGUUGACUGCACUUUGUCAAAGCUGUCCUGUGCCCGACACCCUCUUCAAGUUCUUCUUCUGGUUUGGUUAUUGCAACAGUUCCCUGAACCCUGUCAUCUACACCAUCUUCAACCAUGACUUCAGGAGGUCCUUCAAAAAGAUUCUCUGCCGGUUAGACCGAAAAAGGGUUGGGUGAGAAGGAAUGGACUCCUGUUUUUGUUGCCAUGGCCAGGUGUCUUCGAGAUAUUCAGCUCUGGUUGGAUUUUUGGAAGUGGGUGACAUCUCAUUUGCUUACUGAGCAUGGACUCUUCAAAGACUUCAGGAGAGAUCAGCUUUACAACUGCUUCAGAGCUUUCUUGAAAAUGCAAUGUAUGUGUGAAAACUAGAAACAAAACAACACCCCCCAGUGGACCACUGGAGCCGCCUCAUCAACUAUAAAACAUGAUAGUAUUACAAAGAUUUCCAAUUUGCUGUUGGAUUUUGGGGUAUACAAACUGGUAACAUAAGCUUGACAAUAGCCAGAGUUUUAUUGUACUCCCUCUAUGUGGUUUUCUUUUAAAUUUCAUGUUUGUGUUGUCUUUUUAUUCAGUGUUGUUGAAAAACUGUAUCUCCUAUUUUGCCAUCAACUGAAAAAGAAAGAAAUAAUUUUAAAAGAACAUCCAAAUCAGCAUAGAUUCUGUCACAAGGACGAGCUGUUUUCUUACUUGUAAUGCUGAAGAGGAAUUAGAUUCUCAAAAGAGCAUGAUAUGGUGCUCUGUCCUGUCUCUGUCCUUCCUUAGAUGUAUGUUCAACGCUCAUGUAUUGCCCUUACCCUGGUUGUAAAUAGAUAACAUGGUAUAUGAAGUCUUUUGUUUUACUUCACACUGUUACCUGAUUUACAUUGAUUUUUAACAUUUUCAUUUGUGCUGGCUGUCUUGCACAAGAAAACUCUCUCCAUGCACAAGGACACUUUGUAGUUGUUUUCAAGUAGCCAUAGAAAUGUCGGGUUUCCUUCUCCUUGUUUCAGGUUUCAUGUAUCAAAUUCUCUUUUGAUUUAUUCUAGAGUGAAUGUUGUGCAUAAAGGCGAAAUGGGCAUAAAGGAAUCAUAAUUCUUCUGUCUAUGACCCAGCAGCACAAGAAAAAGUGAAUAAUUUUUGUUCAUGAUCUUUCUGUUCCCUCCUGCAAAUAAUUCAUUCAUCCUAUAUGACAAUAUUCUGCAGAUGAUUAUUAAAGUGUGGGAAGGGAAGGAAAACAGCCUUCCUCACCAUGGCAUCCUCUGUAGGUGUUGGACUAUAAAUCUUAUCAUCCCCAUCAGCUGAGAAGUGCUGGCUGUGGGCUGACGGGAAUUUUAGUUCACUACAACUGGAGCAUGGCAAGGUAGAGAACGCUUGAACAUGUUAACAAUAUUUUCAUAAAAAUAAUAAAACCACUAAGCACAGUAGUUUGUGGUGGGUAAUGAUGGUAGACAGAUACACACAUGACUAAUGUUUGUUGUUGGAGUCUCUUUAUUUUAAGUGAAAUUGUUUAUGUCGAUGCUUAGCCCUCUUCCUAAAAAUGUCACAGUUCUUUGGAACACAAGGAAUGACCCUUAUUUCUGACUUCACUAGCACUAUAAGAGCAGACGUCUAAUCUCGGCUGUGCCUUUUAGGUUUGAAAUAAUCAUUUGGAAGCCUUCAAUUUUAACAGAGCUGUUAAACAUAAUACUAACAGAUAGGGGCAAAGAGCUUAUUACCAUCAAAGUGUACUUGUGUACAACUUUGACAUAGUUUUAUUGGUUGGAGAACCUGAUACAAAUGUUUACAUAUUUGUAUUAAAAACAAUUAUUUGUAUUAAAAACAAUACAAAAUUUACAGGGUUGUUUUUUUUAAAAGAAAAUAUAUGUAGAAAAAGAACAAUUUUUCUAGCAGUAAGGAUAACUUUUGUGCUAGAAGUGCAUAUUGCUACACAGGGUGUAAUCUAUUUCUGAAGUGUGCAGAACCAGACCAUCCCUUGUAUAAUUGUGCGUGCACAGAACUUGUAGUUUUUGGACUACAAUUCCCAGAAUUCUUGAGCCAGCAUGGGAUUUACAGUCUGAAAAUAACCUUUCCAGAUCUACCAAAAAUGAGCCUCUGAAGCCACUGUAAUUCUAUUGUGAAGACACUACCAUAUAGCAAUGUUGAGAUAUGUAUUUAUAAUGGAUCAGGGUACUGGAAUGAUAUUUAUUUCCUCUCUUGCAUUGACUUUUAGACUGUGAUAAUCUCCUUUUAAUUUUUUAAAAUCUCUUUGCAUUACAAUGUAAUUAUUUGUAAAUAUCGAAAACCAGUAUCUGUUUAAUUUCCCCAAGUAAAAUCUAAAUUAUCUGAAUGUGAAUGUUCACUGUUUCCUAGCCAAAGAAAAUCAGAUAUAGAGAAGUUUUACUUUCCACUUGAGGCAAGCCGCCUACGUCGCAGUUCUCUCCAGUGACGUCUUGUGAUUGGAGAGGAACCUCAACUUCUUGAUUCAUGUGAUUCCAUGAUAGUUUCCCAGGACAGAUUGACCAGUUUAAUCUUGGGAUACUAGCCUCAUAAGAGUUUCUGGGUGCUGUGGAAUUCAACUGUUUAAUUAGAAUUUAUUAUCCAAUCAUGUUGUCAUGAUCCCUAACAGUGUCUUCAAAUAAGAAAACCAUUUCCCCCCAGCCCCUGAUUUCUCUUGAAAUGUUCAUUAAAACAGAAAGGCCAAUAUUUCAAAUCUGAUUUCUUACGAUACCAGAACAGAUAAUUUUAAGGCUAUAAGGUACAACUCCAGAUAAAGUAAAAUGGGCUUGAUGUAGUUGAAACACUGAGUUUUCUCUGGAGAUUGUCUACAUCUCCCAGAGUAGCAAUUUUUUUUAAAAUAAGUGUGCCUCUGCUCACAUAGGGAGCUCCCUUACCCACAAAUAUGUCUUUCUUUAAACUACUUGCAACAGGAAAGGAAUUCUGUAUUCACACUCUUACAUGUACAUAUGUCAGCCUUCCAUUGAAAUGAAUGGAAUCACUAUUCAGGAACUCUGUAAAUGCCAGAGGCUGGGAGAGAUAUUUUUCUGGAUUACAACUCCCAGCCUCCACUGGCUCAGUUGGCUGGAGAAUUCUGGUCAAUGUAGUCCAAAAGAAAAUCAACAGUUUCCUAGCUCUGUGUAUUUAGCCUCUUCUUUUGGGGUGAAUUUUUUUUAGGGCUGGUUAAAUCUGUAAUAUUCUAAGUCAGAUCUGAAUUUGUCCUGCCGGAAGAAUCUUAUAUGAAGAAUGCAGAUUGCCUAUAUGUAGUAUUAAGUCCAAUGUAUGCAUUUAUGAAGCAAACAGAAAAUGCCUUAUGUUGGGAAUUCUUUUUAUUAUUAUUAUUAUUUUCUGGAAUGUGUUUUUAAAUCAAAAGUGCACCUGGUGCAAGUCCAUCGUUCCCAUGCCAUUUGUGCUUUCUAAGAGAAUGAUAAAUGUAUACAGAAAUGGCCAUAAUGUUUUUUUUAUGAAAUAAAAAAUGUUUACACAUCAGAAAGCA
Messenger RNA from Sceloporus undulatus (fence lizard), 5169 nucleotides. It is a transcript of the gene ADRA2A, whose product is annotated as adrenoceptor alpha 2A. Lineage: Eukaryota; Metazoa; Chordata; Lepidosauria; Squamata; Phrynosomatidae. The transcript has 2 exons. Gene Ontology annotation, cellular component: membrane. Gene Ontology annotation, molecular function: adrenergic receptor activity. Gene Ontology annotation, biological process: adenylate cyclase-activating adrenergic receptor signaling pathway. The record is from RefSeq and is a predicted model, not a curated record. The coding region runs from base 530 to 1900 and encodes 456 amino acids.